AAUCUUCAAAGAAUAAAAUCAUUUUGGUAAACGUUAUUUAUUAUACAACACAAACAAAUUAUCGCUUAUAAAAAAGAUUCACAUAUUUCAGAUAUUACUACUAGUUGGAAAGUAUAUCGAUAUAACAAAAAUCACUGAAAAUGAAAUUCCAGUUCGAAUUCAUUCUAUCAGCAGUGUUGUUCUUUCUGUCGACACACGCAUUCACGAUAGAGAAGCGGCCAGAGUCGUCGCUUGUUUUGCCGGACAUUUCGCCGCUUGGCCGUGAGAAACGAGCAUUUGGAAAUGUUGUCCAAUUUUCAAUGGACAAUGAACUGAGUUCGAGCGUGGAUUGGAAAACGGUGGAUAUGGAUAAAGAUUACGUGUGUUACAAUUCACGUGCUAGCUUCCCAGGCGGAGAUAUAAACAAAUGUCCGACGGCGGUUGCCAGCGGUCAAGCGGUUCCAACAAACUACCGGUCCACCUGCCCAUGGUACUACACGGCCGAGCACGAUCCCACCCGGUUCCCGACGACAAUAAUGCAGGCGCGAUCCCCAUGUAUCUAUUGCAUUGGCUCCCCCAUCAAUGAGUGUGUACCCGUCUCUCAGAAUACAACGGUCUUACAGAAAUCCGCAUCCCCUUCACCUGACGGUAGCUACAUUUUUUACGAACGACAGGUUACCGUGACUGUGGGAUUUACGUGCGCCGGGCCGAGAUUGGCUGAAAAUGCAGCAACCACCAAAGCGACCACCAAAGCGCCUGCAGAGGACAUUCCAUGGGCAAAAUAAGAUGGACCGGAAAUAUAAAACCCGUUCGAAUAAAACUCGUGCAUGAUAAUCUAGUCAAUCAUUACAACAAAUCAUUUGAAAUUAAGUGACCCAUAUUGAGAUUCCAUUUUACCUGUGGAGACAUAUCAUCAAGAGACGUUAAGAUUGAAAACAUGGUGUGUAAAGAUAAUGCGACAAAUGGGACCAGCAUAGGACAUUUUAGUCGCUUGAAAGGUUUAAAUUAUAAGCAAACUAGAAUUCCGUUUACUUAAUUCAUGUGUUGUUUAAUUGCGUGCGGUUGUUGAGCUGGAUGUGAUAGUAUAUACAACGCAGUCAGUAUUAUGCAUUUUAACAUUAAUUGUUUACACAUUCCAAUGUUGUUUAAUUGUGCUCACAGUCAUGCUCAUUCUCCUUCAAUGGUAUUUAUGAAGAUAUGGUCUACAAAUUACAUAUAUUUAUUUAAGGGGCUCACUUGUAAAAAUUACAUUAUUAUUUAUUAUUUUUGUCAUUAUAUCGGUUAAAGUGAACAUUUUUAUGCCCAUGAUUGUGCAUUUAAGUUACUGUGAUAUGUGCAACGUACUGUUUAGCAACAUAUGUGAUUUUCCAUGGUUUUAUGUCUACAUUGUUGUUUUCACCCGAUGCUUAUGUUUAUGAAAAGCCGGGGUUUUUUCGUUGUGCAAUACUAAUACAUGAUACUAAAAUGUUUUGUGAUUUACAUAUUUUAUCUGAGUUUGUUAAGUUUUACUCGGGAAAUAAAGUUAAAUGAAU
Messenger RNA from Dreissena polymorpha, 1511 nucleotides. RefSeq lists its product as uncharacterized. The transcript is spliced from 2 exons. The record is from RefSeq and is a predicted model, not a curated record. Bases 141 to 764 code for a protein of 207 amino acids. NCBI's taxonomy places the organism in Eukaryota, Metazoa, Mollusca, Bivalvia, Myida, Dreissenidae. Gene Ontology annotation, cellular component: extracellular region. Gene Ontology annotation, molecular function: cytokine activity.